AUGCAUCUCGUCGCAGUACGCACAUCGUACGGGUUCGGACCCAGCCCCAGCGCGAGCUGCGCCAGCCUGACGUCGCUCACCACAUCCGCCUCCUCGCACUACUCUCAAUCGCAAUCUCCCUUGCAUACCCGCUCCUUUGUCGUCAAGAAGCCACUGCCGCCCACGCCAACCUCGGCGCCACCGCUCGCCGUGCCCUCCUCGCCUUCGUCAACGUCCCUCGUCUCCGUCUUCCGCACGGCAUCUCUCAACCGCUUCCGGCGGAGCAAGUCCAAGGCGAAGGAGAGGCCCAAGAAAGAACCCGCGACACCCGAAGACACGGUUCGCGUCGACUACCCGUACAUCGGCGCGCACCUCGAUCGCGAGCGCUCGGCCGUGCCGCCCCCGCCCGAGCAUGCAUACACGCACGGGCUCCCAGACCCGCACUUGCCUUUGCCUCCACACAACGUACGGUGGCAAGUGGCACACAGUCCGUCGGAUGUCCGAACCAGGCCUCACCGUUCGCCCACGGACCCCGACGCCGACUCCACGCCCGUCACUCCACCGAGCGAGUUCAGCGCUCGGUUUCAGGCCUGGGGGAAAGCGCGCGCGCACCGUGCUCCAGCGACUCCGGAGCCUCUCAGCCCGCGCCGGGAGAUGCCACGCUCCCCGCUGGCCACGCUUGCCCUCGAGGAGGAGGACCGUGCGUCCCGGGAGAUCUCUCCUGCGCCCGACGCGGAUGCGCCGCGGUCAUCGACAUGCUCGUAUUCGGAGAGUGACGAACAGCAGACACUGCGCGGACGUCGAGCCCCUCCUUGCGCCUUGUUGCCGCGUCCGCCGAGCGACAUGCCUACGUCCUUCCUCGACCUCGACGUGGACGAAGAGGCCUGCGCAUCCACGUUGACGCCACCGCCGACGCCGGGCAGGCUCGAUGAGCUCGUCCCUUCGAAGGACAACGUGCUGGUGUUCACGCUCGACGUGGGCGAGGAGGCGGACGCGCGCAUGGUUCGGCUCGACGGCGACGACGACGUUGACGUAGACCGCGAUGGCUUCGGGCUCGAGGAUGGACUCGAAAUCCUCGAGCGUGCGCGUCUCGAAUGCGUCACCCCGCGGAUGGGCUCGCGCCGGUGCUAGCCUCUCCUCGUCGCGCCGGUGCUAGCCUCUCUUCGUCGCGCCUGUUGCAUAUUCUAUGCUUUCCCUCUUUCCGCUCCUGCGUUCUUCUUUCGCUUCGACCCAAAACCCUAUCAGGUAUACCCUCUACACGCAAUUUACGCAGCUCUCAAGGAGUUCCAC
Molecule: messenger RNA, 1269 nt
Organism: Punctularia strigosozonata HHB-11173 SS5
Lineage: Eukaryota; Fungi; Basidiomycota; Agaricomycetes; Corticiales; Punctulariaceae
Exons: 1
Coding region: 1-1110 (369 amino acids)
Source: RefSeq, a predicted model, not a curated record